AUUCGGAAGCAGCUGAAAUUCUUCACAAUAUUGGACAAGUUCAACAUCAACUAGGUAAUUAUAGAGAAGCAAUUGACUACAUCAAACGAGCUUUAGUGAUUAUUCAAAAAGAAUUCGGUGAUGAACAUUACAAGUAUGGCAUGUUUCUCAAUUCACUCGGUCUUGCAUAUGCUAUGAUAAACAAUUAUGAAUCGGCUUAUACUCAUUUGACAAACGCUUUACAAAUUCUUCGUAGUUCUCUUGGUGAUGAUCACAUUGAAGUCUGUGAUGUCUAUUCAUAUUUAGGUGAUUGUUGUAUGAAAAUUGUCGUCGAAAUGGGUAAUCCAGCACAAAAUCGACAUGAACAAAAGUCGAAAUUACAAGAAGCUAAAAGAUGUUUUACCGAAGCGCAACGUAUUGUGAAAGCGACAUUCGGUGAAGAUCAUACUAAAGCAAAACAAUUUCUCUCGCUUUUAUUCAUUAUUGAAAAUUAUGAUUCACUAUGA
Rotaria sordida is the source of this 485-nucleotide messenger RNA. Lineage: Eukaryota; Metazoa; Rotifera; Eurotatoria; Philodinida; Philodinidae. The record is from the annotation of a GenBank genome assembly.